Messenger RNA from Andrographis paniculata, 655 nucleotides. Its product is annotated as VQ motif-containing protein 4-like. Bases 104 to 583 code for a protein of 159 amino acids. NCBI's taxonomy places the organism in Eukaryota, Viridiplantae, Streptophyta, Magnoliopsida, Lamiales, Acanthaceae. The record is from RefSeq and is a predicted model, not a curated record. The transcript has a single exon.
UAUAUAUAUAUAUUAAACCACAUUUUGUUUAAUUUCCGAUCGAUCGCACCCACUCAGUAUUUCUCUCACCAUAAAGUUCUCGCCGCCGCCGGCCGGUAUAUUAAUGGGGACGGAAAAGCACCGUCCGCCGCCGACCGCCGAUGGAUCCGUCCGGUGCAGAUUUCACGAGGAGGCCAGUAAUUCUUAUCCCACCACUUUCGUCCAAGCAGACACCUCCACCUUCAAGCACGUCGUGCAAAUGCUCACCGGCUCCACCUCCGACACGGCGCCGCCGCCGCCGCGUGCAGGCGGAGGCAGCUGCUUCUUCGUACCGCCGAUCAAGAAGAAGCAAAGCUUCAAGCUCUACGAGCGGAGGAACAGUACCCUCAAGAACGGCCUCUUUAUCGACGCUCCGCCGGGGAAGUCGCCGGGGAUCUUGUCCCCCAGCAUUCUCGAUUUUCCGGCGCUCGCCCUCAGCCCCGAGGAGAAGGCCAUCGCCGAGAAGAAAUUCUACCUGCAUCCAUCGCCGAGGGGCGGCGCCGCCUCGCCGCGCCUCUUGCCGCUUUUUCCGGUGACUUCGCCGCCGCCGACCGGAAUUAAAUAAAUAAAUAAAUUAUUACUUAUUAUUAUAAAAUAAUAUUAAUUAGGCGGCGAUUUGUACAACUGAUUUUUGUAC